AUGGCCUCAUCCUCGCCUGCUCAACACGAGCCUCGCGACUCUCGCUCUCUCGAAAUGCUCCGUUCCAUUCUCACCGCUGCAGCAGCGGCAUGCAUUGCUGCCGCUGUAGAUGUCCCUGCCUCCAGCUUCUCUGACAUGGAGAUGGGCAAGGGUGCUCUGUUUGUUGUACGGACAUCUGUCGCACCGGAAACGAGAGCUCCAGACUCUAUGCACAUGGAGAACCAGUCCGGCGUCACCAAGGCCGGCACUCUUAUCGGCAAUGUUGCCGGCACCGUCACCGUGCCAGAGUUCCGCACCUGCGACGACGGCUUCACCUCGGGCAUGUACCUGGCCAUCCGCAUCGACGGCGUCGAGCCUCGCUGGCAGGACCCCGUCGCCGUCGGCAUCGGGCACCUGGCCAGCAAGACCGGGUCGAACGGCGACCUGCGCGCAAACAACUUCCGGGCGGACUGGCGGUGGGGCGACUCUGGCGGAUCUGAAAACCUCGUGGCGCUGACGCCGUUCGGGCUCAACGGCACCAUCAAGAACCUGAACACGGGCCAGGAGGUGUACCGCAUCCUGUCGAGCCCGGGCGGCUACUGCGGCUCGACGGCGAACUGGAUCGGUGGCAGCUACACUAGGGCCGCGAGGCCCAUACCCUUCACCGAGUACCUCGGAGCCGUCACCUGGACCGAUGUCCGCGCCGCCACCGCCGUUGGGGAGACGCUGAACCUCGAGGGGGCCGAGACCAUCGAUCUCGACCAGAGCUGGAAGCUGGACCCCUCCUUAGGCCCCAUCCAGGGCGGGCUGCAGACCGACUGCAAUAUCUUCGGCGCUUCGUCCUUCAUCUGCAAGCGCCUCGGGCCUACGCCUCCCACGAUCCCCAGCGGGGCAUCGCCGUGA
This is a messenger RNA of Gaeumannomyces tritici R3-111a-1, 882 nucleotides long. RefSeq lists its product as hypothetical. Lineage: Eukaryota; Fungi; Ascomycota; Sordariomycetes; Magnaporthales; Magnaporthaceae. The transcript has 3 exons. The record is from RefSeq and is a predicted model, not a curated record. Gene Ontology annotation, biological process: proteolysis. Gene Ontology annotation, molecular function: glutamic-type endopeptidase activity. Bases 1 to 882 code for a protein of 293 amino acids.